CCAGCGCGAUGCAUGGAGCAUGUAUAGGAGAUAUCUCUCCUCUAUCCAGUCUUCCUGUUUCUAGGUUUUCUUUUGAUUUUUUAGGUUAUAGUCUCACAAUUUUUGUAUGUUAUUUUAAAUAAAAUGGAAAUUUAAUUUAUAUAUCAUUAAAUAAUUAUUUGUAUUGUCUUGCGUCCGCUUAGAAUAAAGAUGUUCUUAAGUGUCAAUCUUUAGGGUAGUAAACGUAUUUACCCUGUUUUUAACUAUUAAUUAGUUGAAUAAAAUGUUAAAUUUGAGAAAUAUUGGUCGGGUUUUCAAAGGAUGUGUGCCUCUUAUUAGGCCAAUACAUAUUUCCCCUUGUGUGCAGGAUGAUGAACCACUUUCCGAGAAUGUGAAAGAACUAUUAACUUCGGACAGUGAGUACAAUAAACUAGUUGACCACUUUUGCCAUAUAAAAACUGCCCAUAGAUGCCUUGUUAUACAACCCUAUGUUAAAUGGGGUCCCAGUAAACUGUCUAUAUCACCUGAAGAGCAACUUUCUGAAGCUGUUGCUCUUAUUCAGACUCUACCUUCUUGGUCAGUAGAAGAGACUCUUAGAGUACCCCUUGAUAGUUUAGAUAGAAAAUCAUUGUUUAAAAGUGGAUCUAUGGAAAAAAUUAGGAAUAUGGUGUUAAAAAGGAAUGAUAUUAGCGCAAUAUUUAUAAAUUCCGGUACUUUGAAAAAAGCUACAGUAGAAAUAUUACAAGAGAAUUUUCAGAGGCCUGUGCUGGAUAAGUAUAAGAUAGUCAUGCAAAUUUUAAAAGAACAUGCAACUAGUAAACAUGCAAAACUUCAGGUGGCCUUGGCAGAACUAUAUUAUAUCCAAAGAAAAUCAGAAAAAGAGCUGUAUUUUAAAACAUACAGCUCAGAGGCUCUCAGAUUAAUGUUUCAAAGUAGAGAAAAAAAAAUUAAAGAAGAAAUUAAGCAGCUUAGAAAUCAAAGAAACCUUUUGAGAAAGAGAAGGCAAAAAAUGGACUAUCCUAUUAUAGCAGUUGUAGGGUAUACUAAUUCAGGAAAGACAUCAAUUAUCAAAGUUUUAACAGGAGAAAAAAGCUUACAGCCAAAAAAUCAACUUUUUGCUACAUUGGAUGUGACUGUCCAUGAGGGAGAUUUACCUUCUGGACUCAAUGUUUUAUAUGUUGAUACUGUUGGGUUCAUAUCUGAUAUCCCAGCUAAUUUAGUAGAAUGUUUCGUGGCUACUUUAGAAGAUGCAUUGUUAGCUGAUGUUAUCAUACAUGUGGAAGAUAUAUCAUCAGAAAGCUAUGACUACAAAAGAAAGCAUGUCCUGGAUACAUUAGAAAGGCUAGAAAAACAGUCUGAAGGCAAAGAUAUUUUAAGCAAAGUGAUACCUGUGGGAAAUAAGUGUGAUUUAUUGAAAGAAAAACAUUUUGACCAAGAUCUUCUAUUGGUCUCUGCUCAAAAAGGCAUUGGUCUAGACGAAUUAAAGCAACAAUUAGAAGACUUCGUACUUUUUGUGACAGGUAGAAAAAAAAUAACAAUUAGGAUACCUACUGGAGGAGAAGAAAUUCGAUGGCUUUACAAGAAUGCUACAGUUUUAAAUGAGAUCCCUGAUCAAGAAGAUUUACAAUUUAUCUUUGCCAAGGUUAUUAUUACACAGUCGAGUUUACAAAAGUUUAAAAGUUACUUCAUAUAACAAUUUAUAAUAUAUUAUAUUUUAAAAAUGA
Anthonomus grandis grandis is the source of this 1703-nucleotide messenger RNA. RefSeq names its product putative GTP-binding protein 6. The transcript has 6 exons. The record is from RefSeq and is a predicted model, not a curated record. Gene Ontology annotation, cellular component: cytoplasm. The coding region runs from base 263 to 1672 and encodes 469 amino acids. Lineage: Eukaryota; Metazoa; Arthropoda; Insecta; Coleoptera; Curculionidae. Gene Ontology annotation, molecular function: ribosome binding; GTP binding.